AUUGAUAUCCCUCACGAGAUACGAGAUGAGCUCGGAAAGGAAACGGAUCAUCGUCAUUGGUAUCUCUGGUGCUAGCUGCUCUGGCAAGACUCUUCUGGCCAAGACAUUGAAGUCAAUCCUCCCUAGGGCGACCAUCAUACAUCAAGACGAUUUCGCUCCAGCUCCUGAGGAUCUUCCACUAGUCGAUAGGCUUCAAGAUUGGGACGAUCCACCGACCUGCAUCAUCUGGGACCAAUUUCGUAGCACGCUCAAAGACAUUCGCUCAGGCAAAUCGCCCUCGCAUGAGAGCAACGACCAUCUGAAUGUCUUGGAUGCUCCUGAGCUGGAUACGGCCACGAUCGGGAAAUGGAAAAAGGCUUUCUCAGAUUUAGAGACGGAAGAACGGGCGCAUGGCGUGCAGCUCGAGUGGUAUCUUGUGGAGGGUUUCAUUUUAUAUUGGGAUCAAGCUGUCACCAAUGCGCUGGACAUUCGACUAUUCCUUCGCGUUCCUCAUGAGACGCUGAAGCGCCGAAGAGAGGGGCGUUCAGUCUAUGUCAUACAAAGCGCCUCGGCAGCUGGAGAUGUCUGGACGGAUCCACCAGGAUACUUUGACAAGAUUGUCUAUCCUGCCUACGUCAAAGGGCAUCGGCAUAUGUUUGAAGACGGAGAUGUGGAGCAGGGAGAUGUGUCAGAAGAGUGGAGAAAUAGCCAACAUCCAGUCAAAAUGCUCGUGCCGGGAGAGGGCCCAGAGGAAGUCAUGAGGGUUGUCGAGGAUAGCUGCAGGUAUCUAGUCGAUCAGGUCAAGGCUGGCGCGGGAGUCGCAUUAUGAUGCAUCAA
Molecule: messenger RNA, 816 nt
Organism: Kockovaella imperatae
Lineage: Eukaryota; Fungi; Basidiomycota; Tremellomycetes; Tremellales; Cuniculitremaceae
Product: P-loop containing nucleoside triphosphate hydrolase protein
Exons: 5
Coding region: 26-808 (260 amino acids)
Cellular component (GO): cytoplasm
Source: RefSeq, a predicted model, not a curated record